AAAUAGUAAACCGGGAGGUGAUUUUCUAAGUUAUUUAUAAAUGUUAUUUUUGUAAAAAUACGCGGAGACAAAAAUAUCGUCAUUUUAGAAUUAGAAUGUGCUCCUAAAAUCCAGUGUCUCAUUCACCGUUUUGUAAAAAUUCUCUUGACUAAAAAAUGAAGAAUUGGGACGUUUUCUGUAUUUUUCUUAUCGUAAGACUCGCUUCAGUAUUUCUUGUACAAACUUUCUUCGUACCUGAUGAAUAUUGGCAAUCACUGGAAGUUGCUCAUGGUAUUUCUUUUGGAUAUGGGUACCUCACAUGGGAGUGGCGUGCAGGAAUCAGAAGCUACAUUUAUCCUUUAAUAUUUAGUUGUUUUUACAGUUUACUCAACUAUUUUCAAUUAGAUGACCCUUUAGUAUUGAUCUAUGGCCCACGCAUUUUACAAGCACUUUUGAGCGCUUAUGCAGAUUUGUGUUUUUAUCAGUGGUGUGGGGCUAAAAAAUGGGCUGUGUUUAGUAUUACAACGUCUUGGUUUUGGUUUUAUACAGGAUCAAGGACUUUGAUUAACACUUUUGAAAAUGCUUUAAGUACUAUUGCACUUUCCAAAUUUCCUUGGCUGGGCAAAGGGAAAGACGAAAAUUUGAAAUUUAUUUGGAUUGUUGCCGCACUUUCCGUAAUACGACCCACUGCUGCUGUAAUAUGGACACCACUUUGCGUCUAUCAUUUAUUGAUAACAAAAUAUAAAAUUUCGUCUCUUAUUAUCACUCGAUACAUUCCGAUCGCUCUUAUAGUACUGGCCGCGUCUACUCUUUUGGAUAGUUUAUCUCACGGUUCUUUCAUUGUGACUCCGUACGAAUUUCUCAAAUUCAAUAUAUUCCAAGAUGUGGGUUCAUAUUACGGAUCGCAACCCUGGUUUUGGUACUUAUCAGCAGGAUUCCCUGCGAUUCUCGGAAUACACUUUUUGCCAUUUGUAAUGGCCACACUUGUCAUAAUAAAAAAUCGCAGUAUACACCCCAAUGAAUUAGCCCUACUUGGUACUAUAGUUUUUUCGCUUGGUGUAUACAGUUUUUUGCCACAUAAAGAAUUCAGAUUUUUGUUGCCUCUGCUACCCAUAGCAUUAUUUAUAUCUUCGAGAUUUUUGUCAGCUUGGAGUCGCAAAGCUAGCAAUGUGAUGCUGUGGACGGUUGCGUUAAUUUUAUUUAUGGGAAAUGUGGGUCCUUCGUAUUAUUUGGGAUAUGUCCACCAACGCGGUACUUUAGAUGUGAUGACGCCUUUACGAGAGAUAGCGCUUAAAAAUCCGAACAAUACCAACUUACUGUUUUUAAUGCCCUGUCAUUCUACACCUUUGUUUAGCCAUUUGCAUGUGAAUGUGACUGCUAGAUUUUUAACGUGUGAACCGAAUUUUAACACUAGUGAGAGUUAUGUGGAUGAAGCUGACCAGUUUUAUAGUAGUCCUAGUGUUUGGUUACGAAAGAAUUAUCCCCCGAACGGGACUUUACCAUCUCAUAUCAUUUGUUUCGAUUCAUUGGAACCCAUGAUUAGUGAUAUAAUGAGCAGAUAUAAGACAACACAUGAAAUUCCACAUACUAAUUUCCCGUCGUCACGAGUUGGCUAUAACGUCUUAAUAAAUGAAAGAAUUGGAAAAUGAUUUUUAUUGUAUGUUUCUGUAUUGCUCAAGUUAGGUCACUGCCAUUGUUAAGUAAUUCUAGUUGAAUAAAUGUUUGAACGGUU
Molecule: messenger RNA, 1711 nt
Organism: Tribolium madens (black flour beetle)
Lineage: Eukaryota; Metazoa; Arthropoda; Insecta; Coleoptera; Tenebrionidae
Gene: PIG-B
Product: GPI mannosyltransferase 3
Exons: 4
Coding region: 156-1628 (490 amino acids)
Biological process (GO): GPI anchor biosynthetic process
Cellular component (GO): endoplasmic reticulum membrane
Molecular function (GO): alpha-1,2-mannosyltransferase activity
Source: RefSeq, a predicted model, not a curated record